CAGGCAACCGAGAGACAUCCCCUUCCCCCUUUCGUCGUCUCCUUCCUCUGCACUGCAGUCUGUGUACUAUCUAACCAUUGAUUGCUAUUUGACCCUCCCUCUCUCCAGCCCGCCCUUUCUCUCUCUAGCACCCCUUUUUUCAUUUUCUCGCUAGAUGUUUCCUUCUGCUGCGUCUUCUGGCAGUUCAAAGUUUCUUGCUUUAACCAUGGAAGGAAGAUGAUGGUGAUGAUGACAGCAAUUACACUCUCCCAUUUCUUCUAUCCACCGCUCUCUCUUCAUUCCUUCUCUUUAUAUUUCACUCUCUCUCUCUCUCUCUCUUAACCCAUAACAGCUCUCUCCCUCUGUGUAAUUGACUGUUUGAGGAAUUCAAUUCCUUCCCAUAAUUUCAGGAAAUCCCGACUAUAGAAAACGAGAAAAACCAGACCAGACCCUCCUCGAUUUGAUCCCGAAGCUUCAGCUCACCAUUAAAUUCGGAAAAUACAGAGCAUAGUCACCGAGCUCGCCUCUCUGUCCUCCCUCUCACGGAUCCCCCGCUUUCGGGUGGCUCCGACCAUAUUCAUAUUCCCAACCGGCGGAGGAGAGAAACACCCCCCCCCAAAAAAAAAAAAAAGAAAAGAAAAGCGUCCCAGGUUUUCUUCUUCGUCGUCGUUGUCUUCUUCGUAGUCUUUUUUUUUUUUUCCCCACCACCACCAGCCAUGGCGGCCCGCUCCCUUCUCUGACCAAUCCCCGCGGGCUCCGCCUCUCCGCGGUGGUGGCUGGGGAUACCCGACCGACCCGUCUUGUCAAUUUUGAUGCACGAGAACCGAAGACGAGACAACCGGGGAGAGACCUUUUUUCCCGAAAGGGUCAGAGGAGGAGGAGGAACGAAAGGAGAUUUUUUCUUUUUUUGGCUGAUCCUUUCAAAUGACGAGGCAGAUAGUCCUGCGAGGGGCUUCGUCGGUGAGCCGGCGGCAGCCGCUGCUGAAGGCGAAGUCCACCUCGUCGUCGUGCUCGUCCGUAAGAUUCGCGGAGGUAGCUGGGGGGACGACGGCUGAGUGCGCUGCGAUCUGGUGCUGCUGCCCCUGCGGGAUCAUGAACCUGAUCGUGCUGGCGGUGUACAAGGUGCCGGCGGGGUUGUGCCGGCGGGCGCUGAGGAGGAAGCGGCGGCAGCGGCUGAUCAAGCAGGGGCUGCUGUCCCCUAAGGGGUCUCGGCUCUCGUCGAGGUUCGAGGAGAGGGAGGAUGCUCUGGUCCACCCGAUCACCCUCAGCGACCUCCUGGAAGCCAACAAGUCCGCCCGGGAGGUGGAGAUGGAAGUGGCCCAGCUCGAGAAGGAGAUGUGGGAGCGCUUCUAUGGGACCGGCUUCUGGAGGAGCCCUUCUCAGAGAGAGCAAAACUACUCGAUCGGAUCGAAUUGACCCCGAUGACGGCAACGACGAACAGAGGACAGUAAUUGAAUGAUUGUUGAAUUUUUUUUUUUUCUGGACGAGAAUGUAAAGAACCAAAAUGAUUGAGAUUGAAGUUCACUUGGGAUUUGUAGUAUAAUGUCUCUUCUUUCACUCA
Molecule: messenger RNA, 1540 nt
Organism: Punica granatum (pomegranate)
Lineage: Eukaryota; Viridiplantae; Streptophyta; Magnoliopsida; Myrtales; Lythraceae
Source: RefSeq, a predicted model, not a curated record